Messenger RNA from Mesorhabditis spiculigera, 666 nucleotides. NCBI's taxonomy places the organism in Eukaryota, Metazoa, Nematoda, Chromadorea, Rhabditida, Rhabditidae. The record is from the annotation of a GenBank genome assembly.
AUGGACGCUUUGCCCUCAAAUAUUUCGCAAACUAACGACGAUAGCGAUAAAGCAAUACCGUCAAAUCUACCAUCUCCGCAAGUUGAACCUCCUACGCAGCAUCCGACCUCUCAACACGGGGAACAUUCUGAAUUCUCGGAAGGUUUGCGUGUACCGACCGUUGAGACUACGAAUUCGAAGGUUGGCGACGCUUCCGGCACCGGUUCUAAUGCCGAGGAAAACGUUUCUACAACAAAAGAUGUCGCCGAUGCGGCGGGUGUUGCAGCUGAACAUAUUGCACCAGCGUCUGUGAAAGAAGAUGGCGAUCAAGCCUCACUCGAUGUUCAGACACCAUCUUUCAACCAGGACGCAAUCCGUUCGAACGUAAAAGAUAUCCUACCCUCGGACGAUAACGCAUCUGCCGCUGCUACGAAUACGGAAGGGUUUUUUGUUAACGACGGCUCUGCGAUACAACCAAAUGAACCGUUUUCUUCUAGCAACCCUGUCGAAACGUCUCAGGAAGCGAAAGAUAAGUUUCCAUCUGACCAAGAGGAGGAAACGGGUGUCUUGAUCGUCGAUCAGACCGACAUAGAAAAGGAAGAUGGCUCUGGCGACGCCUCUACUUUACCUGAAAAGGAGCUUGAAGAGGGGAAAGCUGGAGAUCUUUCCAAUGCAGAGCACCCUCGA